UCCUGGCCUCCCCCACUUCCUCUGAAAUGUUUCAGUCUCGUGUACCUGGGGACUCUGUUCAAAGCGACCGUGUCACAAGGAGGUUGCUGCAAAGGGAUGGCCACCUGCCACUGCUCUUUUCCUGGGCCAACCAUGUGCCUAAAACUUCUCUGCUGCGUGGCCCUCUGUGUCUGGGGAGCAGGCUCUGUGGACGACGAGGUCACCCAGAGUCCCAGACACCUGGUCAAAGGAAAAGAACAGAAAGCGAGGAUGGAGUGUGUCCCCAGAAAAGGACACAGCUAUGUUUACUGGUAUCGUCGGAAGCUGGAAGGGGAGCUCACAUUUUUGGUUUACUUACAGAAUGACCAAGUCAUUGAGCGAGCAGAAGCGGUCAAGGAACGAUUUUCAUUUCGAUGUCCCAAAGACUCGCCCUGCAGCCUGGAAAUCCAGCCCACUGGGCCAGGGGACUCAGCUCAGUUUUUCUGCGCCAGCAGCGAGUACACAGUGCUAGCCAUGCCAGCUCCUCCCAGUGCACAAACGUGCUGUGCGCCCCGCUCAGGAAACCAGUGGAGCAUGCAGCAGGCGGGGGAGCCCUGGAGCCCACCCAGCCUCUACCCUGUGCCUCUGCUAGCCUCUGUGUCUGAGCUUCGCAAAGACCCCGUCCCUGCCACUGGGCAGCUGGGCUCUCUGCUCCGCGGCCCUUUGUCUCACCUGGGAGCAGGACCCAUGGCUGCUGAUAUCUACAUGCCCCCAUUCCGCCUCGCUGGGGCCGGCGGGGACGUGACCCUGACGUGUAAACAGAACCUGAGGUACAACGCCAUGUACUGGUACCGGCAGGACCCAGCACAAGGCCUGAGGCUGAUUUAUUAG
This is a messenger RNA of Phyllostomus discolor (pale spear-nosed bat), 849 nucleotides long. RefSeq lists its product as uncharacterized. Lineage: Eukaryota; Metazoa; Chordata; Mammalia; Chiroptera; Phyllostomidae. Gene Ontology annotation, cellular component: plasma membrane. The record is from RefSeq and is a predicted model, not a curated record. Gene Ontology annotation, biological process: cell surface receptor signaling pathway.